This is a messenger RNA of Pungitius pungitius (ninespine stickleback), 1646 nucleotides long. RefSeq names its product leucine rich repeat containing 69 (gene lrrc69). The transcript is spliced from 8 exons. NCBI's taxonomy places the organism in Eukaryota, Metazoa, Chordata, Actinopteri, Perciformes, Gasterosteidae. The coding region runs from base 5 to 1036 and encodes 343 amino acids. The record is from RefSeq and is a predicted model, not a curated record. Gene Ontology annotation, molecular function: protein binding.
AGACAUGACGAAGUCAGUGGUGAGAGCUUUAUAUGGAAAAUCAACUUCCUUAAAUUUAAGUUCCAAGAAAAUAAAGGUCGUCCCCACUUGUAUUUCCAGAAUAACAAACCUGAAAAUCCUCCUGCUGAACAACAACUCCAUCAGCAGCCUUCCUGCAGAGCUGCUCUCGCUGCAACACCUCGCUGAGCUAAAUUUGGGAAAUAAUGCCUUGAAUGACAUUCCUGCUUCCCUGGGCCGUCUGCAGUCAUUGACCAAACUCUAUCUGUACAGCAACCAGAUUACAGCCGUGCCACCUGAUGUGAUAGAUGGUUUACGAAACCUUGUUGUGCUUAAUCUGAACCACAACCAGAUUCAAAGACUUCCACCAGAGAUUAAAAGUUUGAGCAGGCUUCGACAUCUGAGUGUGCUGGACAAUAAGCUGGAGGAGGUGCCUGAUGAGUUGGGUCAUCUCACCAGGUUGACCGAGAUCAACUUGACUUCCAACAACUUGUCCUGUUUACCUCAGCAGCUGUACCAGUGUAAAGAACUAACCAAGUUACACGUAGCCAGAAACCAGCUUACCAGCCUACCGGAGGGAAUUGGGGCACUGGGCAAACUUCAAGUCCUGGACGUGGCUGGAAACAAGUUGUCCGUGUUCCCCGUUGAGUUUCACCUGCUGGCCCUCAGGGAGCUUUACUACGAAGGCAACAGGUUUGUGGGCUGUGAGCCGAUGGCCUCAGCGCGCGAUGCACAAGUGCUUACGUUAAAGGAACUGGCUGGCAGAUUUGUCCUGCGCGAGGACAGGUAUCGGUCCUCCCUGGUGCACAUGAUGCUCCCCCACUACCCGACCCUGCCGGCCCUGCUCGCCCAUGGCAACUGCUGCGCGCUCUGCCUGGAUCCCUUCCUCGCCACCUGGGUGGAGUGUGUGCAUUUUGUCAGCCUGAAGAAGGACAUGAAAUUGAGGAGUUCAAAGACUAUUCCAGUGCGCGCCCUUCUUUGUUCAUACAAGUGCCUUAAUACGGAUGGACACUCCUACUAUGGCGUUGCAGCAAGAUAAAUACAAGUUCAUUAAAAUGUACUAUUCAUGAUCUCAAUCACUGAACCUCUCUUUUUUUUAAACUAAAACUGUGGAAACAGAUCUGUUAAUACACAUAUUUAAUAACAGGUGAUGUCCAGUGUGAGAAGAGAACGUCUCACAGGUGCCAUUGGACUUAGCCGUCACUAGGUGGCAUCGAAUGAACAUCCAAAACCGUCCAUCUGAUCGGCUCCUAUACUUUUACAUACAGGUUCAAUUGACGGCAGGUGGAAUACAUUGUUCCUUUGUGCCAACCAUCACUUUUCUAUCCCGACAAUAGAAGUUUUUGCUUUGACAGCUGGAUACUAGUUCUGAAUACUAUAUUUUUAUGCAAACUAUACUUUGACUAAAACCUUUGUACGUGAAUAAUUCCAGGUGUGAUUUUUUACCCUGGCUCGUCAUUACAGGUAUUUCAUAUAUAAGAUGCAGCUCCGUAGGUACCUAUACUAUAUUAGCUUAUGUUCUGUUUUUCUGAUCCACAUAUCUGGAACAAACUCCCAGAACGCUGCAGUUCUGUUGAGAAUCUGAGCUGCUACAAAUUAGAUUUGAAGACAUUUCCUUUUAUUGACAAUCUACAACUGUCAAUAUUAAA